Molecule: messenger RNA, 4168 nt
Organism: Paramuricea clavata
Lineage: Eukaryota; Metazoa; Cnidaria; Anthozoa; Malacalcyonacea; Plexauridae
Source: the annotation of a GenBank genome assembly
CAAAAAUAUGAAUUAUAGAAAAACAAUGAAUAAAGGACAAAAGCCAAAAAUACUGCAGAAUAAAAGAACAAAAUAUAAUGAAAUGGAUCAAUCAAAAAAAGAGGAACUGCUUACUACAAAUAUGAAUUAUAGGGAAACAAUGAGUAAAGAACAAAAGCAAAAAAUACUGGAGAAUAAAAGAAUAAAAUAUGAAGAAAUGGAUCAAUCAAGGAGAGAAGAACUGCUUACUAAAAAUAUUAAUUAUAGAAAAACAAUGAGUAAAGAACAAAAGCGAAAAACACAAGAGAAUAAAAGAGCUAAAUAUGAAGCAAUGGAUCAAUCAAAGAAAGAGGAACUGCUUUCUAAAAAUAUGAAUUAUAAGGAAACAAUAAGGAAAGAACAAAAACUAUUAGAGAACACGAGAGCCAAAUAUCAAGAAGUGGAUAUAUCAAAGAAAAAGGAGUUGAAAGAAAAACGGAUGGAAAAGAAAUCUCAAAUUCAUGACAUUGAAAAAUUUAAAAAACAAAUUAAAUCUGGCCCAUUUUACAUAUGCUGUGUGUGUAACCGAACAUUAUAUAAAAAGUCAGUAGUAAUCCUACAGAAAAAUAAAUAUCCUCGCCAGGAUUGUUUUGUGCUUCAAUGUUCUUUUGAUGGCAAAAAUUACAUCUGCAAAACAUGCCAUGCUAAAUUACUUAAAGGUCAACAGCCUUGUCAAGCUGUGGUAAACAAUUCAUUUGUUGAUGAAACCCCUACUGAACUUGCUGCAUUAGAGAAACUUGAACAAAUUCUCAUUGCACAGAGAAUAGUCUUUGAAAAAAUUGUAAUAAUGCCGAAAGGACAACAAAGAAAAAUUAAAGGUGCAAUAUGUAAUGUACCAGUUGAAUGUAGUCAAACAUGUAACGUUCUUCCCAGACCACCUGACAGAUCUGGGAUAAUUUUACUCAAAUUAAAAAGGAAACUUCAAUUUAGAGGUCAUGUUUACUUCCAAGCAGUUCGCCCUCAGUUUGUAAUUAGUGCAUUAAACUGGCUUAUAGCAAACAAUCCGUUAUAUAGAAACAUUGAAAUUCAAUGUGACAACAUCAGCCCAGAGUUGACUAAUUUGAACUGUCCUGUUACAGAUCAAGAAAGUAUAGACGAGCAUUUGCAAACCAAUGUAAAUAGAGAACUUCUUAAUGAAGAUACUGAAGAACAAGAUGAUCCAUUAAAUGAACACCGUUCAGCUGCAACUGAAACUUGUCUUCAAUCCAUCUUGCCAAAUUAUCCUGUAAACGUGGGCAAUAGAAACUGUGAUAAUUCAACAGGUAGAGAAGUUAUCAACAUUGCACCAGGUGAAGGUAAACACCCAGUAUCGUUGAUGACUGAUAAGCUUUGUGAGGAACUUUUAUUUCCAGUACUCUUUCCAAAAGGACGAUUUGGGUACACCGUUGAACGAGACAUAAAAUUAUCUCCAAUAAAAUAUUUCAAUGCUCGCCUCUUCCAUUUUAGUGGGAAAUUUGCAACCAACCCAGAGUAUCUAUUCUUUGCACAAUUCAUUAUGGAACAGAAAAAGAUCUCUGAUAGUAUAAAUAAAGCUCUUAAAAAAAUACAUGGGCAUUCAGUCACAGCAUCACAAGUAAAAUCAAACAGUCAAGCUUUUCAAAAUCUUCUUUUGCAAGACCAAGCAUAUUUGUUUUUACGACAAAUUCCUGGCUCACCUCCUUUCUGGCAAAAAUUCAUGUAUGAAGUGGUAGCAAUGGUUAAACAACUGGGAAUACGAACAUGGUUUAUGACGCUUUCAUGUGCAGACUUAAGAUGGCCUGAGCUAUUUCAGAUUAUUGCAAGAACAAAAGGCAACAACAUAACAACUGAAGAAGUAGAGGCUCUGUCCUAUCAUGAGCGAUGCUCAAUGUUAAAUUUAAAUCCAGUUAUUGUAGCUAAACAUUUCCAGUAUCGAGUCAAAACAUUUUUCAGGGAUGUUUGGCUUACAAAUGCAAACCCAAUUGGAAAGAUAGUAUAUUAUGCACUCCGUAUUGAAUUUCAAAUGAGAGGUUCCCCACAUUUGCAUGCCUUAAUAUGGACAUCUGAUUGCCCAGACUUAACGAAUGAUACAAAAGAUGCAUACAUAGAUUACAUUGACCAACAUGUACAAGCAUACCUUCCAGACAAAGAAACAGAUCCUCAACUUUAUGACUUGGUGAAAACAUACCAGACACAUAAUCACAGUAAAACCUGUAGAAAGUAUAAGAAUGUUACGUAUAGAUUUAACUUUGGACAGUUUUUUACUGACAGAACAAUUGUUGCUGAACCUUUGGCUGAAGAUAUGAAUGAGGAGAUUAAAUCCAACAUUCUAACUAGACGAAAGGAAAUUUUGUCUAAAGUUAAACAAAAAAUUGAUGAUGUGCUAAACCCAAGCAAACCUACCUAUGAUCCACAUGCAACUCCAACUGACAUCCUAAAUGAUAUAGAUAUUACAGAGCAAGACUAUCAAUGGGCUAUAUCAUUAUCUCCUGAUUCUGACUAUGAAUUGCACCUCAAAAGACCAAUAGAUAGUUGUUUUAUCAACAAUUACUUUAUUGCUGGGUUAAAAGGGUUUGCCGCAAAUGUUGACUUGCAACCAGUGUUUAAUCAUUACAAGUGUAUCACAUACGUUUGUUCUUACUUUACAAAGGAUGAAACUGAAUGUUCUCAAGCCAUCAUAAAUGCAGAAAAAGAAGCUAAAGAAGCCAACUUAAAUGUAAGAGACAUCUCAGGGGCGGAUCCAGCUAAAAAUCUGACCGUAGCAUCUUCAAAGACCUCGCAUAGCUAGGGGAGUCCGGGGGCAUGCCCCCCCGGAAAAUUUUUGAAAUUUGAAGCCCGGAAAUGCCAUUUCCUGCGUUCUGAGCACUGCAUGUGACCAUUAAAUUUGUCCUCAUUGUAUUCAUUUCUCAAGCAAAAAUAAGCCGGAAUGAUCUCAAAAUGUAAAGUAUCGCUCGCGUAUAUCUUAACAUACGAUACCGGUAUGAUACUCGUAUCAUACGCAUAUCAUUAUCAAUUGAAUACCGAAAUACGCGUAUCAUCUACGAACGCAUGUAUCAUACGAAUACGCGUAUCCUAUGAACGCGCGUAUCAUGCGAAUAGGCGUAUCUUAUACGAAUAUAUACGCAUUACAAAGAAAUAUUAGGGCGCUAUACAACACGAUAUAUAUACGCGCGUAUUAUAAUUCGCGUAUUAAUUCCAAUACAUGCAGGUAUACUGUACAUGCGCGCACAAACACUUUAAUAAAGCGAAGUUAAUAUCGAACACUAUACUAAUACAGUAAAAACUCAAAUUAAAAUAUUAAUGUGCAUCUCUUAUUAUUCAUCAGGCUUACCUGACUGGAAAUGAUUCAUUUUACUAUCUGAUUUUAUUUCUGCCUCGACGCGUAUAUAUUCUUUAGCUUUACGACGGCUUUCAUUUGAUUCGAAAUGCGCACAACCAUACUGUGGGUUCCCAAUAGCAUGUUGUUGAUGAGCCAAACACAAAUAUCAGAUAUUCCAUCGUUCUGGAGCAGUAGCCAAUUUCAUGCCACCGUAGCAAACUAUAGCAUUUGCCCCAUUCUGAUUGGUUUGCUACGUUUGACCGUAGCAAACCAAUCAGAAUGCCGUAUAUGCCAAUUUUCGCUACGGUCAGAUUCGACCUUAAUGAAUCUGACCGUAGCGAAAAUUGAUCAUAUGUGGGCAACACGCUACGGUGUAUUUCUGAAGGAUGACUAUUUUCUAAGCUAUAGUCCAUUGUGUAAUGACCAGCAAACGGGCAAUUACAAGCGUAUUUUCGGGCGGGAAUUCUUAAAACAAUUAACGUGACGUAUCAAUGUCAUCAAUUUGUCAAAAUAAAAUGUUUUAAACAUAUAAAACUAAAUAAAAUAAAACCUUGAAAUAUAAACAAGGAAAGUAAACAAAAUAUUCCUAAAUUAUAUUUUAGAUUGAUUUUCUGAUCCAUGUUAAAACUGGCCUAUGGAAAAUCUGACCGUAGCAUAUGCUACAGUUGCAACGGUCUAAAUCCGCCCCUGGUCUAAGAAAAAUAGGUGUAGCUUUUCUUUCGACUCGUGAAGUCAGUGCUCAAGAAUGCGUUUACAGGUGCAUGCCUGAACUCUGGUUAAGAAAAAUAUUCCCGAAAACCCUCUUUGUUACCACAGAUUUUGCUGAAAAUCGUGUUAGAUUUGGGAAGAAACAACAAGAACUUGACGAGUUAG